Molecule: messenger RNA, 4291 nt
Organism: Octopus sinensis (East Asian common octopus)
Lineage: Eukaryota; Metazoa; Mollusca; Cephalopoda; Octopoda; Octopodidae
Product: protein bicaudal C homolog 1-B
Exons: 22
Coding region: 1022-3766 (914 amino acids)
Cellular component (GO): cytoplasm
Molecular function (GO): RNA binding; protein binding
Source: RefSeq, a predicted model, not a curated record
AAUAGUCUUGAAUUUACCGGUCGAUACAGGAUGAGAAUAUUAGAGCAAUUUUAUUCUUCUUGCAGGGCGAAAGGGAAAUAGACAUUAGCAGCGUAAAUUAAUUACACUACACAGGUAAAAGAUACGCCCGUCUUGUGAAGGUGUGUUGAGAAGACGGACAGAGGAAAAAGUUGUAAACUAAUGCAGAUAAGAAAGCCAGAGUUUUAUUUCGUCUCUCGUAGUAAAUCAGAAACCUUGACCCUCAAGUAAGAAAUCAAUAUUUAUAAUGGAAUUCACCAAGUGCUCUGUUAUUAUGUUGUUAGAAAGUUAUCACCGAGUUCGUAAUGAAAUUUUGAAUUUCGAUGGAUUUACGUGUUUAGAAACCGUUUAGUUUUGGUCGUAGUUUUAGACAUUUUCUAGUGAAUUUAGAAUACGUUUUGCAACGGACAAAUUAUGGAACUAAAUGUAUUCAUGUAAAUAUUAAAAGGAAGUACCGCACGUAAAUACUUGUUUAUAAGUGUAGAAUCUAGUUUAGAAAAUAAGUUGCACAAAUUAAAAAAAACAAACAAACGAAAAGUUCCUUUCGUCGAAGUUUUAUUUUCCCCCUCAUCGAAAAAAUAGUUGGGGUAUUUAGAGCAUAAAAGUUUCCAUAAGCCGCAUGCUGUUCCUGAUAGUUGUAGUUUUCACUUUAUCUCAGCUUUUAUUGGCCCCUCUCGUUGUCAUUUUUACUACGGAUCUCGAUUCCUAACCGUCUGCCUCUAUCCCCUCACUAUAUGGUUCGUCCACCUUCCUUCCCUUACUUUGGCGCUGCUACUUCUCUCAGUUCUUAAAACAGCCUUCAACAAUCGCUCAGUUGUUAAGAAAAAGAAAGAAAGAAACUACUCUCACAUAACAAAACCAAAAAGAAAAACAAAAAGAAAGGAAGAAAGCAACAAAGCCGAGUUAAGUGCCACUAAACUUACUUUCCACGACUGCUGCUUUCGUUCGCAACUAGUGCUUUCACUGCAACCCCAACACAUACACAAAACAGAAUAAUGCUGGUAUGGCGGAGACUAUCCUACAGUCUCUGAUACCCGGACUGGAUACGAAUUCAUUUGAUUGUUCUUACCUAAAUUCGGAUUCAAAAUCUGAUAUUGGUGACACUUCUUCUCAGGGUACCAACGAUGACCGACCGGAUAAAGAUCUUGGAGGCUUGUUCGAGGAUAGGUUCCGUGUCGACCGAAGAAAAUUGGAACGAAUGUUACAAGUCUCUGAAAAUUUGCACAAUUCACCAGAAAAACAGCUCAAUGGAUGGACAAAUUGUCAGAGACAAGGAGAGACUUGUGAAUCAGCCGGGGAGUUUUUCAAACGAAUUAUGAAAGAAACUAAUACAGAAGUUACGUGGCCAUCAAAACUGAAGAUUGGAGCCAAAUCUAAAAAAGAUCCUCACAUUAAGGUAAUUGGGAUGCAAAAUGAUGUCAAAGUGGCCAAAGAUAAAAUAAUGAGCAUCUUAGAUACAAAGGGUAAUCGGGUUACACUGAAAAUGGAUGUCUCUCACACUGACCACUCGCAUGUCAUUGGAAAAGGUGGUAACAACAUCAAGAAAGUCAUGCAAGGAACAGGCUGCCAUAUCCAUUUCCCAGAUUCUAAUCGUGGCAACAAUGUCCAAGAAAAAAGCAACCAGGUUUCUAUUGCUGGCCAGCCAUCUGGAGUGGAAAGUGCUCGUAUCCAAAUUCGGGACUUGCUCCCUCUGGUAUUCAUAUUUGAAAUGUCAUUAUCACCUUCAUUAGCAGACCCAGCCUCUUCUCACCUGGUGCAUUUACAGAAGGUUUACAAUGUAACGAUAAGCUUUAAGCAGAAGCCUCGGUCAUAUAUGACCAUCAUAACAGUGCGGGGUUCUGUCUAUAAUGCCAAAAUGGUGAAAGAAGCGACAGCUCGUCUCAUGGAACAUUUGUUGAAUAAUGUUGGAGGUGUAAGUUUAACUGUCAGUAUGCAGUUGGAAAUUGCUCCUCAGCACCAUUUAUUCAUGAUUGGUCGUGGAGAUGUGAAUAUUAAACAGAUAAUGCAACGGACAGGGGCCAGUGUCUACUUUCCUGAUCCCAAUAAUGUAAACCCUUUACGAAAGGGAACUGUUUACAUAACUGGACCCAUUGAAAGUGUCUACCAAGCCCGACAACAACUAAUUGGAUGUUUGCCCCUUGUAUUGAUGUUUGAUAUCAAAGAAGACAUUGAGAUUGAACCUGCUAGAAUUAGCAUGUUGAUGGAGCAACUGGAUGUAUUUAUCAGUAUCAAGUCAAAACCAAAACAACCCAGCAAGUCUGUCAUUGUGAAAAGUGUUGAGAGGAAUGCUGCUAACAUGUAUGAUGCUCGAAUUCAGUUGUUGGGUUUGGAUAAAGAAACCAACAACAACAGUCUACCACCACCUUGCAGUGCUAGCACUAAUGGUACCAUUAACAAUCCAAACACUAAUAUGCUUGGAUUAUCUUCUCUAGGUUAUGUGAUGAAUGGCCACAGUAAUUUAUCAACUAUGCUCAGUCCAGCCAACAGCCCCAGUUCAAACUGUCAGUUAAACCAAUGGGUUGCACCUCCACCAAGUGUGUACGGUCAUCGUAUGAUGGUAAUCAAUACAGGUAGUCAAGCCUCCAUACCUUCACCAUUAGAUAUAUUCUCCUCACAGUGCAAUGGUCUCCAUAAAGGAUAUUCUAACCAAACCAAUGGCUCAGCAUCUCAAACUAUUCCAACCACAUCUACUAAUACAGAUCAAGGUAAUCAAAACCCCAAUGAAAAUAUAUCACCAACCCCACUUCAAAAUCAUUGUGAUAUUCCAACUGAUUUCCAGUAUUCCAGUAAAUUCAACAACAUGUUUAACAAUGACCUAACUUUGGGUUUACUUGACCUUGGUAAACCAUCGUCACCCAUGGCCAAGUUGCAGACAACGAUUUCAAAUGGAGAACUAGCAUCUUCUCUUCAUGAACGAUCAUCUGAAUCUGGCAAUGACUCUGAAGGAUCUGAUAAAUGGGCCCCAGGAAGUGAAAGGAAGAAAUGUGCCACAAGUGGUAAUGGUUUCUUUCCAAAUAACUCCAGUCUUCAACAAACAACUGAUGUUGAUUACGAACACAGGAAAUUAUUAGCUACGAAAGCAAUGCAAAAGAAACCAGUUGGCGAGUCUAGGGUUCCAACCAACACUUGGUCUGGCAUGGGAUUCUCAAAGUCUUUACCAGAAUCAGUUAUUCGGAAUCGUCUUGGACAAAGCACAUCAAACUACAGUGACUAUAAUCUCAUAACUCCUCCCUACCAACAAAAUAUGACAGAUUUUCCAGAAGUUAAUCGUGAUCCUUGGAAGGAUUCUACAAAAGCUUUAAAUACUCAAAUGCCCACACCAUUGUGGGAAUAUUCCAGUCCUAAAAAGAGAUUUGAAUUUGGUCUAAGUAAUAGCAACCAUGCAGAUAGUGCAACUCUCCCCACAAAGGUAUUGGCUUGGUCAUCUGAAACAGAUCUGGCUGAGUUAUUCAGCAAAUUAGGACUUGGCAAAUAUACAGAUAUUUUUCAGCAGCAAGAGAUUGAUCUUCCUACUUUUAGAACAAUGAAUGACAAUGACUUACGCAUGCUGGGUAUCUCCACUUUUGGAGCACGCAAGAAAAUGUUGCUGGCUAUUACAGAGUUGAAUCACAUGAAACCCCAACUUACGACAACAGCAAUAACGGCAUCGACAGCAAUAAACUCAAACAACUCGUUUCAGGAAAACGAGGCUACUGCAUGGAUGAACAAUCCAAGAGUGGACAUGGGAAGUUUAAGUGGACGAUGGUAAAAAAAUCCAGUAGACACACACAAACAUGCACACACAUACACACAUAUAUGUGCAGACACCUCAUAGUACCAAAGAUACAAGUGUAAUUAUGGCAUUUAUUCGCUAUAAUGAGUGAGGCAAUGGCCAGCCUUAUUGUUGGACAAUGGUUGACUAUCACAACUAUCAACAAUUAUUCUAGUCAUUUUUUUUUUUUUCCAAAAUUUUCUAUUUGUUCUGAUCACCAAACUACUCUAAUAUUUACUGUUAGAUUUCCAAAUGGCUGCACUGAAAGGAGAGUUCUUUUUUACAGGAUUUUUAUUUGCCAAAAACAAAUAAAUUAAUCAGGUGUAUAUAUACACAAAUACACACACACACACACACAUAUAUAUAUGAGGUUGUCGGAUUAAUUUGUUUUGUUUUUCAUUAACUAUUCUCACAGUCAAUAAUAUAUUACUGACUAGUUUAUUAAAACUGUUGAUGAAAAAUUAGGAUUAAGAUAAAUAAAAAAAAAAUAAAAAAGUAAAUGUAUUUAUCUGACAACCUAAA